AUGGCAACUACUGGAGAGUACAUCGUCGUUGUCAUCAACGGAAUCAGCAUCGUGGUGACUGUUGUCGGCGGCCUCCUCACCAUACUGACCAUCUGGACACGUCCGGCCCUACGGAAACUGGUCAACGCACCUCUGGUCAGUCUCAGCUGUGCAGAUAUCCUCUUCGCCAUCCUGUAUUCCCCCUUUUGGAUCCAUCAAAUCCUAAACCCCCAAUGGGAGCCCCCACCAGCACUGUGCUGGGUUCUCGCCUAUUCCACUCCGGUGCUGUUGGGGGUAUCGUUAAGCCAUAUGUUGUGUAUCGCUCUUCAGCGUUACUUCAAGAUCUGUACCCACAGUACACGUCUGAAUUCCACACGUGCACUCGUCAUCAUGCUCUGCAUCACAUGGUUGGUCCCCAUGGUUUCAUUUUUGCCUCUUCACAUCGUUGAAGAGGUAAAGGUGGACCGAAAGAUGAAACGAUGUGAGGCGGGAAAUUCUGACAAAAUCUGGGCAAAGAUACCCCCAGUCAUUCUAAACACCAUCCUACCAUACAUUGCUGCCCUGGCCUUUUACAUCCUUAUCCAGAACCAUGUGAGGAAGAGUAAGAAACGAGUCCAGGCUAACGCACAGGGCCAUUUGGCAGUGAAGUGCACACGGGGGAAGGGGGGUAAUGCCGGCUCUUCCACCAGCACAGAAACCAACAAGGUUGCAAAGCCUGUAAGAAAUCUGGAGGGUGUAGUGUGGGUGGGUGAUGAAGUGUCCACAUCAAGUGAUGACGGACAGAAAGCCAAUGACCAGAUAAAGCCCAGUAAACCUAAAGACGCCAUGAUCCUGGUUGCUCCGGCACCAGGCACAGGGCUAGAUGAACAGGGUAAAACAGCUUUGUCAAGUGAUGAGGAACAAAAAGGCAAUGACCGGAAAGAGUCCGAUAAAGCCAAAGACAUAACCCGUACUGUCGCUACAGUGUCAGAUCAGUUUGGCAAAACUAAACGACAGCAGCACGCUGUCCCAGGCAGCAGCUCACAAAGCUGUACCAGUCCUGCUGAAAGGCAGAUCACGAAAAUGAUGAUGAUGCUGUUUGUUGUCUACACCUUAUGCUGUAUGCCCAUUAUCGUAAUGGUGAUUUUCUCCAGCCAAGUUCCGGCCGAAGCCUUCACUGUGGGCCAGCUGCUAGCAACAUUGAAUGGUGCCAUAAACCCGAUCGUAUAUGGCGUCAUGAACAAAAACAUUCGCCAGGGUUACAAGCAUAUCUUGGACAGGGUCCUCAACUUCAUAACGUGA
This is a messenger RNA of Branchiostoma floridae (Florida lancelet), 1260 nucleotides long. RefSeq names its product alpha-2C adrenergic receptor-like. The record is from RefSeq and is a predicted model, not a curated record. The coding region runs from base 1 to 1260 and encodes 419 amino acids. Gene Ontology annotation, cellular component: membrane. The transcript has 2 exons. Lineage: Eukaryota; Metazoa; Chordata; Leptocardii; Amphioxiformes; Branchiostomatidae. Gene Ontology annotation, biological process: G protein-coupled receptor signaling pathway. Gene Ontology annotation, molecular function: G protein-coupled receptor activity.